Messenger RNA from Gymnodraco acuticeps, 1244 nucleotides. RefSeq names its product sterile alpha motif domain-containing protein 12-like. NCBI's taxonomy places the organism in Eukaryota, Metazoa, Chordata, Actinopteri, Perciformes, Bathydraconidae. Gene Ontology annotation, molecular function: protein binding. Gene Ontology annotation, biological process: cell surface receptor protein tyrosine kinase signaling pathway. The transcript is spliced from 5 exons. Bases 314 to 592 code for a protein of 92 amino acids. Gene Ontology annotation, cellular component: cytoplasmic side of plasma membrane. The record is from RefSeq and is a predicted model, not a curated record.
UCACGCAGCUGCACCUUAGUGGGCGGAUCCGGGAAAAGGAAUGUUUUUUGUGUUACCUGAACGUUACACUUCAACAGGUAGAGGAAUAUUCUGUCAAAAACAGACAACUGACUGAAGCGGUGCAGCCCAGGAGGAUAGAGCCGGGAGGAAAACCAGAAGAACCGCAGGCUAAAGAAAGUUUUUGGGAGAACUUUUCUGACUUGGUGUCGGAGUUGGUGGAUGUCACCUUGCUGCUAUUUUCAGCUCUGAGGGAUCCCUCAUCGUGAUAUUUGUCACCAUCUUGAGUGUGCUCCUCCUGCUGUGUUGCAGAGUGAUGGGCCUGUCUAAGCGCGUGUCAUCGUGGUCGGUGGAAGAAGUGUUGGAGUGGAUGCAGGGUUAUCACCCGGCCAAGAUGGACACGCUCCAAAAAGCCAUAAUUAAACACGCCAUAUCAGGCCGGGUGUUGCUGAGGCUGAAGGACCAUCACCUGGAGCUCCUCGGGGUGGAGGCUGAGGAGCAGCAGCAGGAGAUCCUGCAGGACGUUCUCCUCCUCAAAGUACAGGAAGAAGUCCAUGAACUCAAUGACAUCUGCUCAGAGUGUUUUUCUACAUAGCAGGGAAACAAAUAUCUUCAGGAGGACAUCGCCUUGUUUGUUUUUUUCAUUUCUAUCUAUUCAUCCAAGUGAAGGAGGGAGUGAUGGAAAUAACAAGACAAGGUGAAAGAGAAAGAAGAAUCGAUGAAGAAUGAAGAGAGAAAGAAACCCAUUUCCUGACUGAAAUCUGACCUGUGCAGACGGAUGAGAUUAGUUUUUGUCUGAGCGGCUUUUUUAGCCUUGCUGUCCAUUAGUUUCUGUCUUCUGUCUUUCUCUAUAGUGGGUUAACAUCCUAUCAGGAAAUAUUUGUAGCUAUUUUAAACCACUUUAGUCACGACUGAAUUGUCUCAACAGCUCCUGGAAACAUUUUAAUAAUCGUUCCCAAUCCCAGAGGAUGAAUUAUAAUGCUAUUCAUUUUUUACUCCAGUACCAUCAAGUCAGAAUUGUUAUUCGUCUAAUUCUUUGGUAUAUGCACAAUACAAAAAAAAACCCAAAUAGGCAAGAUGAUAAUAUUUAAUUUAAUGUAUAAAGCGGUUUUCUAAAUACACUUUAACCCUCCUGUUGUCUUCGGGUCAAAUCUAACCGAUUGACUACUUUCAUCAAUCAUAACUUUUUAGUUUUACAUUCGAUUGCAUUCAGGCUUUAUGAUAUCCUUCACAGUAGACAUUUGAAC